This is a messenger RNA of Penicillium manginii, 2412 nucleotides long. RefSeq names its product Zn(II)2Cys6 transcription factor. Gene Ontology annotation, cellular component: nucleus. Gene Ontology annotation, biological process: regulation of DNA-templated transcription. The record is from RefSeq and is a predicted model, not a curated record. The coding region runs from base 1 to 2412 and encodes 803 amino acids. Lineage: Eukaryota; Fungi; Ascomycota; Eurotiomycetes; Eurotiales; Aspergillaceae. Gene Ontology annotation, molecular function: transcription cis-regulatory region binding; zinc ion binding; DNA-binding transcription factor activity, RNA polymerase II-specific. The transcript has 4 exons.
AUGAUUCCCCGCAUUUUUCCAACGGCAAAUUGCUUCUUGACACGCCAUCUCAACGAUCAUGCCAUGUCGUCCCCCGGGUAUGGAGAUGAGGGCUCACAGACACGGCUUCGCUUGGCUGCUGCACCGGCCUGCGAAGCCUGUCGUAGGAUGAAGAUGAAAUGCACCCGAGCAGCAGAAGGACGCGAGAAUCCCUUACCUGAUCCUCUCUCCGAGCCAUGUGACCGAUGCAAACGAACUAAUCGCCCAUGUAAAACCCCCGAGUCGCGACCGCUAGGUAGGAGGCGAGGAGCUUUGGGCCGGUAUCGCGGGCUCGAAAAGGCGUACAGGAAGCUACAGGCGGAGGCGAAAAAGGCGAAUAUUCCCCAUGACCUUGAUGAGAGAUUUGAUACCGUUCCUUUACGCACGGCCGAGGAGGAGCUUGGAUUUGAAUCUUUCCUGGUUGAUGAGCCGUCCGAUCAUUCUCAAAUUACUACUGCAGCGACAACGACAAACGUCCCAGCGGUCCCCGGAACGCCUUUUCUGGGACCUGAAGUGAAUAGGCCCGAGACGACAAUCCACAAUGAACACCAUGAAAACGUGGAAGACAAUGAUAAUCCGACACACGAACCAAUGAGCAAUCCGCUUGCCCUACUGGCUUACGCGUCCGAUGCCGCCCAAGCAGCCGAGGCAAGGUCAACUUCAGUCAAUACAUUACCCAGUCCUUCAUCCAGGAGACAACCUGGUCCCGGGCAUGGAGAGAGCGAGGGACACCGUUUACUCCACCGACCCGGAUAUGUUUCGCUGGGCCUGCGGUUGGAUCGAACGAGUCUCGUGCAGGGCUUGGAUGGCUUGCUCGCCUGUCUUGACGCAGGUCACCAGUCUCUCGACUACUUCAAACGAACAAGUGUACGUCAGCACGAUGUUGGACCAGACUUGGAUCCGGUCGAGCUAGGGCUUGUCACGAUGGAUGAAGCGAAUUAUUUGUUCCCAAUUUAUUUCAAGCGGCUGCAUCCAAUUAACGGAAUACUCGACCCAAUGCUCCACACCCCAGCAUUUGUACGCGCUCGGUCUUCGUUAUUGUUUACUUGGAUCCUUACUCUGACUGCUCUGUUCGAUAAUCCUUGUGCUCCAAUUGCAGAACGCCUUCGGUUACAUGGCGAAAAGCUAUCAAGAUACGUACAUACUUGCGGGCUCAAGUCUGUCGAAAUAGUUCAAGGCUACUACAUCUCGCUGUUGUCUGCUACUCCGGCAAAGACCCUAGCUGAGGAGCGCUCGUGGCUAUACACAAUGUAUGCAAUUGGUGUCGCGACAGAUUUAGGCAUGGAUCAAGAAGCUGAACAGCCUGGUCAAUCUGGAUUGUCGGAGACGCAGGAUGACGAGGACCUUCAAUCACCAUCCUCAGGACCAGAAUUAAGGGGGAAACCCCGGCAAUCUUUAACGGGACCUUUACCAGAACGUGCAAUUUACGAACAGCGACUCCUUCGAAAUCGUGAAAGAACGUGGCUGAGAAUCCUCUUAUGGGAUCGAGCGAACAGCGCUGCAUGCGGUCGCAUCCGAAGCUUCCCAGAGACAAAUUUAACCCGAGCUGUUGAAACGUGGUGGCUCCAUCCACUGGCGGAUAUGACAGACAAAUAUACCAGUGCAUUUAUCUGUCUACGGAGGGCACUUGCAUCGCUGCAGGCGGAUCUAAAACAUAGAUCGCAGGAUCCUCAUUCCGAUCCGCAUUGGCGGCGAGAACUAGUCGACGCUUCUCUCUACCCCUGGUGCAAUGAAUGGCUGUCAAACCGGGACGAUGUCUCAAUGAUCUUCCUACGCUACGUUUACGAGCAUGGACGCCUUUGGACAUUAUCAGUAGCAUUGAGUGACGUGACCUCACGCGCGCAGGACCUCGACGCCAUCCGACAAGAUUGCUUCGAAAUCGCAAUUAAUUGCUGUGAAACAGCUGUACGAGACUUGGAUAGGAUUGGAGAGCCAUUAUAUUGCAUGUUAGCGCCUACGUGGGCGAUGAUAUCCUACGCGGCGGUUCUAACGCUAAAAAUAUUUCCCGCAUUGUAUGGCCCCCGGACAGGCAGUGACUUGGAGCUACUUGCCCUAUUGAGUCAAGUAGCACUACAGCUCCAGCGUGCUGGUACCACGCCGCCUCAUCGUUUCGGUAUCGCGGCUUUGUUGGGACAACAUCUUAUGAUGAUUCUUCGGGCCAGAGCUGUUGGUCUUGGUGAGCCGGUCUCAUCAGAGAUCCAGAACCAUGGAAUUCGUCAUGGUAUGUCUGAAUGGCAACCUACACAACCGCAAAUGGAACAUAGAAGCCCCUUGGUCUCGGAUUGGGACCCAUUUCUGACGCCGGCUAUAUCUGACCAGAAUGAUUUCGGACCCGAUGGGUUCAAUGAUUUUUUCCGCGAGAUAUUUGGGCCUGGGUUUGGGGAUCUGGUUUAG